GAACAUGGUUAUUUAUUAAAGAAUCAUGCUUAUCCACUUGAAGUUGAAUAUGAGGAACCUCUUAAAUUACCUUAGAUUUAAAGUGAAAGAUAUUAAAAAUGUGAAGCGCCUAAAAUUUGGGAAUCAUCAUUAUUUACAGGAAGUAGAGUAUAACUAAGAUAGAGAUAGUAGAAGAGAUUAGAAGGAAUUAAAUUGGCUGGGUGUUUGUCAUUAAAACACUUUGACGAUUUACAUUAAUCAUAUAAAGAAAUUUAAUGUAAAUUGAAUA
Paramecium sonneborni is the source of this 268-nucleotide messenger RNA. NCBI's taxonomy places the organism in Eukaryota, Ciliophora, Oligohymenophorea, Peniculida, Parameciidae. The record is from the annotation of a GenBank genome assembly.